This is a messenger RNA of Seriola dumerili (greater amberjack), 3451 nucleotides long. RefSeq names its product calcium/calmodulin-dependent protein kinase type II delta chain (gene camk2d1). The transcript has 20 exons. Gene Ontology annotation, biological process: protein phosphorylation. NCBI's taxonomy places the organism in Eukaryota, Metazoa, Chordata, Actinopteri, Carangiformes, Carangidae. The record is from RefSeq and is a predicted model, not a curated record. Gene Ontology annotation, molecular function: ATP binding; calcium/calmodulin-dependent protein kinase activity; calmodulin binding. The coding region runs from base 236 to 1777 and encodes 513 amino acids. Gene Ontology annotation, cellular component: neuron projection; cytoplasm.
GUUCCUGUCAAGUCCAGGAGUAAACGGGGUCUGCGAACAGGUGCCGGGAGGGGCCACACCGAGCUUUCACCGCGUCCAGGACUCAUUCCUACAUCAUUCCUAAGUUUGCUUUUAUUUUCCUCUGCGAAGAGCGACAAGUGGCACUCUGGGACACAGAGGGGAAAGGAUUUGUGCAGAGUAUUAAAGCAGCUGAGGCGUUCAGGUUCCCGAGUAGGUCUCCCCUGCCCACCUUAACAUGGCUUCAACGACAUGCACCAGGUUCACUGAUGAGUACCAGCUGUACGAGGAGCUGGGGAAGGGAGCCUUCUCUGUGGUCAGGCGGUGCAUGAAGAUUUCCACAGGACAGGAAUACGCCGCCAAAAUAAUCAAUACCAAGAAGCUGUCGGCCAGGGAUCAUCAGAAGUUGGAGAGAGAGGCCAGGAUCUGCCGCCUGCUCAAGCAUCCCAACAUCGUGCGGCUCCACGACAGCAUAUCAGAGGAGGGAUUCCACUACCUGGUCUUUGACUUAGUUACAGGUGGCGAGCUGUUUGAGGACAUUGUUGCCAGGGAGUACUACAGCGAAGCUGACGCCAGUCAUUGCAUUCAGCAGAUCCUAGAGGCUGUGCUCCACUGCCACCAGAUGGGCGUGGUCCACCGCGACCUCAAGCCAGAGAACUUGCUCCUAGCCAGCAAGCUGAAGGGGGCGGCAGUCAAACUGGCAGAUUUUGGCCUGGCCAUUGAAGUGCAGGGUGACCAGCAGGCAUGGUUUGGCUUCGCCGGGACACCAGGGUACCUGUCCCCAGAGGUGCUGAGGAAAGAUCCCUACGGCAAGCCGGUGGACAUGUGGGCCUGUGGUGUGAUCCUCUACAUUCUCCUGGUGGGAUAUCCUCCAUUCUGGGACGAGGACCAGCACAGACUCUACCAGCAGAUUAAAGCUGGAGCUUAUGAUUUCCCCUCCCCAGAGUGGGACACCGUGACUCCAGAGGCCAAAGACCUGAUCAACAAGAUGCUGACCAUCAAUCCAGCCAAGAGAGUCACUGCCACAGACGCUCUCAAACACCCCUGGAUCUGCCAACGCUCCACUGUGGCGUCCAUGAUGCACAGACAGGAGACUGUGGAGUGCCUGAAGAAAUUCAACGCAAGAAGGAAACUCAAGGGUGCCAUCCUGACUACCAUGCUCGCCACUCGCAACUUCUCAGCAGCCAAGAGCCUGCUGAACAAGAAACCAGAUGGUGUCAAAAUCAACAACAAGGCCAAUGUGGUCACCAGCCCCAAAGAGCCUGUCCCCACUCCUUCUCUGGAGCCUCAAACCACAGUUAUCCACAACCCUGCUGAUGGAAACAAGGAGUCCAGUGAGAGUGCCAACACUACCAUCGAGGACGAGGACGUGAGAGCUCGUAAGCAGGAGAUCAUUAAAGUCACUGAGCAGCUGAUUGAAGCCAUCAACAACGGAGACUUUGAGGCGUACACGAAGAUAUGUGAUCCUGGCCUCACCUCCUUUGAGCCUGAGGCCUUGGGAAACUUGGUGGAGGGCACCGACUUCCACCGCUUCUACUUUGAGAACGCUCUGUCUAAGGGGAAACAGCCGAUCCACACCAUCCUGCUCAACCCCCACGUCCACCUGAUCGGGGACGAGGCCGCCUGCAUCGCCUACAUCCGCCUCACCCAGUACAUCGACAGCAACGGCAUGCCUCGCACCAUGCAGUCAGAGGAAACCCGCAUCUGGCACCGCCGCGACAGCAAGUGGCAGAACAUCCACUUCCACCGCUCCGGCUCGCCCACCGUGCCCACCAAUUGAGAGGACGAUAUUCGACGACAAACACCCUCCAGCCUACAGCAGUCAGCUGACAAGACCCCACCCGCCAAGUGUCCAUCCAAUCCCUGCCCAUGAUAGCUAGAGCUCCGCCCUCUCAGUGUGUUGUUUACAUAUUGUCGCUGCUGGACUGAAGAUUAUUGUACAUGUGGGGGAAAAAAAAAACAAAAUGAGGGAGAAAACUUCAAAUACUGACAAUAUCAUUUUGUAGUGAGAGUGUGUGGUGUUCAUUGCGGGAUAUUCUCACCCACAGCAUGUUUUAUUACUCAGAGGUUUUUUAGAUCAGUACCUUUUAAAUAGAAAUGGUUUUCAGAGGAGCCACUUGUUCCAGUUGAUUGAUUUUUAAUGGGCUGGUCAAAUAUGUGAAACUUCCAGUUAUCAUGUAGUGAGUUUUUCAUUUGAAUAUUGCACAUAUUGAGGACUCUUGAGCUAUUGUGAUGUUUAAGCCUUUUGGCACGAUGACCAGUAUAUCACAUAUCUGCUUCUUACUCAUGUAUGUUCAGAAUUGCCAUUUAUUAAAGCUCAGACACAGGCUUGCUUUGGUUUGGUGAUGUAUAGGUUCUGGUAAUCGAUGUAAAUUGCUCUCUCUUUGCUUAAUCUUUAGCAGUAUCCAUAUGAACUGAGUUGGCUAAUUUUACAGAUCUUUUUUCUGGUUUGCUGUUGGCACUAAGUUUGUUUGAUAGGAAUUUUAACUACAUGUGUAAAAGGGAAAAUCAGUUGAAACAUGACCUCCAUCAUCACAGAGCAGCAUGUGAGAAGAGUCUCGUAUGAUAGAAUGUAAACUAUAGAACAGAUUUUUAAAGGCCAUUCUGACUCUUUCCAGUUAAAUCAUAUUUUCAUAAAGCAAGGAGUUAAUUAUGUGAAUUUUAUCAGUUCUAUUUUGUUUUGUUUACUUUUUAUAUUGUGAUAUUGAUGCUUUCCCUCCACCUCUCAUUAUUAUUGGUUUCCUUUAAGCCCUUUUAACCCAGAUUGGUGGUUCCUUUAUUCUUAAUUCCUUUAUUUGACCUAUAUUGCAUGUUCUACUUGUGUAUGCCAAUGUUUUACACUGGACAGGACUAAAGUAGAAUCACGAUGUUCACACUGACAUGAAUGACAAAUUUAUGUCAAGCUGAAAUGUUUGGUUCUGGAAGUUCUUCAUUGAUUUUUGGCCAAAAUGACUCACCAGUAAAUCACCAUUCUCUUUUGGUUAUUAAUAUGUUACUAUAAUUAUGUUAUUGCAGUGUCAGUGUUUAGUUAAGGCACAGGGUAUUGUUGGCAUCACUUGCAGAUUUAUAUGAAAACACAAAAAAGGAAAUUUAAUUCCACCAGGGGGAGAAGAAGCAGUAGUGUUCAAAGAUGAAGUCACAGGUGUUAACUGAUGAUUUGUGUUCAGGAAAUUUAGAUUUUGUUUUGUUUUUUUUGCUUUGGUAUAUAAGGAAUGACAUCACUUACACACCACACUUUGUUUUUAUCUUUCUAAGAUGUGCUGAAAUUGGACACUGGUAUAAAAUGUUACAAUGAUGAGACAAACCUGAUGUAUGUAUAAGAAAUAUCAAAUAAAUUGUGUGAUUUAUGCCAAAUAAUUUGGUUUGUACAGCUUUCAUUUAGUCUUAAUUUCCUACUGUUUUAACUGCCAUAAUCUUAAAAUGUGUUUUUAUUAAUGCAGUUUACUGAAGGCUU